UACUAGUGCUUCAUAUUUGCACGCUGUGUUCAACCUGUAAUGUUGCGGCGGUAUAAUAAUGUGUUGAAAACAACGAUCUUGUCAAAGCGCGUGCAUAACUAAUAGGAUGUCCAUAAAGCUUUUCAUCAGACAUUAAAUGCAUAAUGCCUAAUUUCUGUGCCGCUCCGAACUGUACCAGGAAAAGCACCCAAUCCGAUUUAGCUUUCUUUAGGUUUCCAAGGGAUCCUGAGAGAUGUAGGCUGUGGGUGGAGAAUUGUCGGCGUGCAGAUCUUGAGGAGAAAACUCCUGAUCAAUUGAACAAGCACUACCGGCUAUGUGCAAAGCACUUUGAACCAGCGAUGAUAUGCAAAACGAGCCCUUAUAGGACAGUACUAAGGGACACUGCUAUUCCCACUAUAUUUGAUUUAACCAGCCAUCUCAGCAACCCACACAGCAGACAUCGCAAACGCAUCAAAGUUCUGACAGAUGAAGAGGUUCAGAAAAUCAAAGAAAGACGAUUGGAGGCUUCAAUGGAACAGUUGCUCACAAAAAAAGAAUGUGAAACUCAGGAUAACAGCGAGACCACUGAUGAUAUUCCUCAUCUGACACCUGAACAAAAAGAUCUGAGAGAGUUCUUAAGGUCUUUGUUUGAAGUCCUGGUUUUAAUAGGAAAACAAAACUUUCCAUUCAGUUGGAAUUCAAAAGAAGAUGAAAUAAGUGCUAAAGAGCAGGGACAGCACUAUUCUGUCAGUACAGUUCAGGAUUUGUUGGAAAACCGCAUCAAUGCGGGCGAUGAAUUUCUUAGGAGAAGGUUUGAGACAGUGGCUGUUAAUGAGGAAUAUUGCCCAGCCAUCCAGCAGAAGCAAAUUAUAGAGGUCUGUAAGAGAUGUUUCCGUGAAGAGAUUCUUCAGCAAGUCCGAGAAUGCCGUUUCUUUUCAAUUGUCACCGGGGAGUUGGUGGAGUUCCCAGAGGGAGAGCACCUUCCAAUAUUCCUGCGCUAUGUAGACCAAGACAGCACUCUUAGGGAGGAAUUCAUAGAAUUCCUCUCAUUUGAAGGAGAGGAGGUCUCUGUUGCUGAGAGGUUGGAGUCUCAGAUCACAAAGGAAUGGGGCCUGAGCAUGGAGCACUGCAGAGGGCAAGUGCAUGCAGGUUGUGGAAUACUUGCCACCAAGAUGAAAGUCAUUGCUGCCAAGCUAAAUGAGAAAUAUCCUACGGCAGUAAUAACCCCCAGUUCUACCUGUGCACUUAACGUUCACCUUGCUAAUGGCAUGUCACUGACCGGAGUGCAAGUCGUGAUGUCGGUUCUGAAAAAGAUGAAUGCAUUUUUUAAAGGAUCUCCGUUGCUGCAGGCUGAGCUUGAUAACGCCAUUUCCAUUGUCUAUCAGGGAAACAUGGAAAAAGAGAAUGAUCUCAAGGAGCACUCACAUUCAACAUGGACUGAGCUUCAUAAUGUGUUUGAGAUGGCUGUCGAUAUGAUGGAGCCUCUUCUGCUUUGUAUGGACAGCAUACACGACAAUGAAGAUCUAAAGUGGAACGACCAAAUCACCAGUGAUGCCUACACCAUUUCAGAAGCUCUGGCAGACUUUGAGUUUGUUGUGACGUUGGUUGUAUUGAAGAACGCUCUGUCUUUCACAAGAGCUUUUGGAAAGAACCUACAAGGAGAAACCCUUGAUGUCUUUUUCGCAGCUAACAGCCUAACAGCAGUAUUGCAUUCGUUGCAUGAGGUAUUACACAAUCUUGAGGUAUACCACGAAUUCUGGUUUGAAGAGGCUGUCAAUUUGGCUAUGGCAAUGGAGAUCCCAGUGAAGGUUCCAAGGUUGUUCCUUCGGAAGCAACAGGCCAUGGAAACCAUGGAAAUACAGGCAGAGUCUUUCUUUAAAGACUACCUUACACUCCCAGUUAUGGAGUAUAUCACACAGGAGGUGCAGGACAUCUUCUCUGAGAAUCAUUUGAAGGCGCUCAAGUGCUUGUCUCUUGUCCCACAAGUCAUGGGACAAAUGAAGUUCAAUACAUCAGAGGAGAGCCAUGCGGAUAUCUACAGGAGUGAUCUACCCCAUCCCGACACUUUGCCUGCUGAGCUACACUGUUGGAGGAUAAAAUGGAAACACAGAAGCAAGGAAGUGAGCUUGCCGUGCACCAUUCAUGAAACUCUACAGCACUCGGAUGUAAAAUUCUUCCCAAACGUUAAUGCGUUUCUGAAAAUUUUAGCCACGUUGCCAGUGCUGAAGCUUGAUGGAAGUCUGGGUGAAACUGCCCAAAAACGCUUACAAGCUUACCUCAAAGACACCACAGUAAACAAGAGGUGUAAGAGUUUGGCUGUGCUAAACAUCAAUUAUCAUAUAAAAACAGACUUUGAAGAAAUGGUUCAGUGUUACAUAAAAAGUUACCCAGAAGUAAGCGAGAAUGAUUAACCCUCCAACACUCCUUUGAACUGGAAGGAAAAUGUAAUAUUUAAAAAUUGUUCUGCAUUCUAUAUUGAAAGUACUCUGAAUUUCUUUUCCUCUAUGAUUGCAUUAUUUUUUUCUUGAAGAAAUUGUGUUUUUACAUUUUUAUGGACAAGACAGUCAGGCAAACAAAACAUUGCAAGAUCCCUCUUUUUGAGGUAGAUGCUGGUGAACAUGUCUGAAGGUCCUUACAGAAAUGUUCACCAUAAAAUAUCUACUUCAAAAACAGGGAUCUUGCAAUGUUUUGUUUGUCUGAAUGUCUUGUCAGUCGACAGUUAUCUGAUAAAUCGACAUUAAGAAUCAACCUUUACAGACAAUUACCUCUGUAAGAACUUGAAAUGUUUGAGUACGGCAAAGUCCAAAGUGUA
Xyrauchen texanus (razorback sucker) is the source of this 2791-nucleotide messenger RNA. RefSeq names its product 52 kDa repressor of the inhibitor of the protein kinase-like. Bases 144 to 2390 code for a protein of 748 amino acids. The transcript is spliced from 5 exons. The record is from RefSeq and is a predicted model, not a curated record. NCBI's taxonomy places the organism in Eukaryota, Metazoa, Chordata, Actinopteri, Cypriniformes, Catostomidae.